ACCCGGAUGCGCGCUCCCUCACACCUGCUGCUGCCGCUGCUCCUGCUGUCCGGGUAACGGCGGUGGCGGCGGCUCGGAGUCGGGGUCGCGCUUGGGCAGCAGCAGCAGCAGGUGACGGGCGGGAGCGCGCCGGGCAGUGACACGCGCAGGGCGCGCCCCCGGCGGCUGACAGAGAGUCGGGAGAGGGGAUCCGGGGAUCCUCGGUUCCCGCAGCAGCAGCAGCAGCGGCGCGAGGCGGCCUCAUCCUCCGCCUCAUCCUCAUCCUCCUCAUGGCAUCCUGUGCCCGGGCUCAGCCGCUCUCCUAACCCCAGCGCAGGAGCCGGGAACCGCGGGGAGGACGACGCGUCCGGCCGCCGGGAAGAUGGCGGAGAGGCUGGAAUGGGUGGAGAUCAUCGAGCCCCGCACACGGGAGUGUAUGUACGCCAACCUCAUCACAGGGGAGUGCGUUUGGGACCCGCCGUCUGGCGUCCGCAUAAAACGCACCAACGAGAAUCAGUGGUGGGAACUGUUUGACCCCAAUACGUCUCGCUUCUACUACUACAAUGCUAGCACGCAAAGGACAGUGUGGCAUCGUCCACAGAACUGUGAUAUCAUCCCUCUAGCCAAACUCCAGACACUGAAACAGAAUACGGAGUCACCCAGGGCCUCCGCAGAGAACAGCCCAGGACGGGGCAGCACCAUCAGCAGGGAAGGGAGCACCAGCUCCUCCCUAGAGCAGGAACUGGACGGAGGGGAAAAAUGCUCCGACCAAGUCAAAACCAAUCGUCACUCUGCUCCUUACUUCGUUGUGAAGGAGGACACGGACAGGAUGUCAUCUCUCAGAUGGAACACAGGCACCAAAGAGCGGAUGCUGAUCAAGGUGACGGACCGGGAGCCCAGCUUUCUGAUGCAUCAGGGGAACGGUUACACCAUUGACAAUCCGCAUGGCACCCGAACCCGCCGGCCCUCAGGGGGGCAGCCCUCGCCCAUCAUGCAGACUUUCUCCGUCGACACCGACAACUCAGUCUUUUUCUCUGACCGAAAACAGUCGCCGUAUAUGAAACGAUCGGAUCACGUUGGCUCUUGCUCUCCGCUUCUGGGGCGCGGGGACUCGUUCUGCACCUUACAAUCCCAACACAGGAAGCACUCUAAUGAGUCGCAGCCGUCUUCCCCUCGCUACGCCUAUGAGCCCCCGCUCUAUGAGGAGCCUCCCACGGAGUACCAGGCUCCCAUCUACGAUGAGCCACCAAUAGACAUGCAGUAUGACGCCAGCGGUAAUUACAGGGCGAUGUCUCCACAGAAGUCGCCUAUUCGCAAGCCGCAUACUUUCCUGCAAUCCCCGAAGCAGCCCUCCAACUCUCCCUACCAACAGCUGGUGCUGACCAAACAGAAAGGCUCCGACCGGUUCAUGAGCCUGGAUUACAGUCCUGCGGGGAAAGAGUAUGUGCGGCAGCUGGUGUACGUCGAGCAGUCGGGUUCCAGCCCAAAGAUGAAAACAGGUUUAAGGCAUAAGUACACCCCUAACACCAUCGGUGGUUCGUACUCCUUGCAACAUCAUCCACCAUACAUGAGGGACCAGCGUCUGGAGGUUAAGUCAGGAGACUACAGCAGUAUGGAGGGUUCAGAAUUGCGUCAGCAGCAGUUCCAUGCAGAAGAUUCUAUGUCCUGGUCCAGCCAGCAGGACACUAUGUCUUCUGCAAGUUAUUCCCCCAACACAAGAAAAAGGAAAAGUAGGAAGCCAUCUUUGUCUCUGGAGCCCAACUCUGCACCGUCCGAUGGCUCUGCAGAGAGAGAGAACCUGAAUGAGCAGGUCAUGAUUGAGGAAAGGCCUUCAUCCAUGCCCAACCGACCAUUGAUGAGCAGGACAGAGAGCCGCUCCUCUGAGGCCGAUAUGCACCACGCGUCUCCGGAAGCUUUCAUGGCACAGGCGCGGCUGGCGUGGGAGGCCCAGCAGGCGCAUUUCCACAUGAAGCAAAGGAGCAGCUGGGACUCUCAGAAGGAUGGCUCUGGCUAUGAGAGUGAUGGAGCCGUGCCUUUGCCCAUGCCUGGCCCCGUUGUCAGAGCCUUCAGUGAGGACGAAGCCCUGGCACAGCAGGACAGCAGACACUGGAAGAGAAGCACCUUUGAAAAACUUGGGUUUCCGCAAAUACUACUGGAAAAAAGUGUAUCGGUCCAGACCAACCUGGCUUCCCCGGAGCCGUAUCUACACCCCUCUCAGUCUGAAGACCUGGGGGCCUGCGCUCAGUUUGAGAACAGUCGUCACAACAGGAACAUGAUGCCCAGUUCCAGCUGCGUCUUCCCCACCUUCACCUUGAGGAAGCCUUCUUCUGAGACCGACAUCGAGAACUGGGCUUCCAAACAUUUCAACAAACACACCCAGGGCUUGUUCCGACGUAAGGUCUCCAUCGCCAACAUGCUGGCUUGGAGCAGCGAGUCCAUUAAGAAGCCCAUGAUCAUGACCAGUGACCGCAAUGUGAAAAAGGAGGCUUGUGAAAUAUUCAAACUCAUCCAAAUGUACAUGGGCGACCGGAGAGCCAAGACGGACCAGCUGAGCGUGGCAUUGGAGAUCGCCACCAAAGGGUGGAGCAUGCAAGGGUUGAGGGACGAGCUGUACAUUCAGCUGUGCCGACAGACCACUGAGAACUUCCGCUAUGAGAGCCUGGCGCGUGGAUGGGAACUAAUGACUAUUUGUUUGGCCUUUUUUCCACCUACUCCUAAGUUUCAUUCAUACUUGGAAGGAUAUAUAUACCGGCACAUGGAUCCUGUGAAUGAUGCGAAAGGGGUGGCCAUCAGCACGUAUGCCAAAUACUGUUACAGGAAGCUCCAGAAAGCUGCACUGAUGGGAGCCAAAAAGGGGCUGAAGAAACCCAACAUGGAGGAAGUUAAGCACGCUCGGAACGCCGUCUUCAGCCCGUCCAUGUUCGGCAGCUCUUUACAGGAGAUCCUGAACAUGCAGAAGGAGAAGUAUCCUGAGCGCCAGCUGCCGUGGGUGCAAACCAGGCUGUCCGAGGAGGUGUUGGCUCUGAACGGGGACCAGACCGAGGGCAUCUUCAGGGUUCCUGGAGACAUUGAUGAAGUGAAUGCUCUGAAGCUACAGGUCGAUCAGUGGAAAAUUCCUACAGGACUGGAAGACCCCCAUGUUCCAGCAUCGUUACUGAAGCUGUGGUAUCGGGAGCUGGAGGAACCUCUCAUUCCCCAUGAGUUUUACGAGCAGUGCAUCACUCACUACGAGAAUCCAGAGGCGGCCAUUGCUGUAGUACAUUCCCUUCCUAAGCUGAAUAAGAUGGUGCUGUGUUACCUCAUCCGCUUCCUACAGGUGUUUGCACAGCCAGCCAAUGUGGCUGUCACAAAGAUGGACAUCAGUAACCUAGCCAUGGUAAUGGCGCCAAACUGCCUGCGCUGCCAAUCGGAUGAUCCGCGUAUCAUCUUUGAGAACACCAGGAAGGAAAUGUCCUUCAUCCGGGUCCUGAUCCAGCACCUGGACACCAGCUUCAUGGAAGCCGUUCUAUAGCAGAACUCUGCGAUUACAGGAAUAUUGUGUGACUGUAACAUCUCAUUAUAUGAGGAGAGGUCUCCGCCACCACCUGCCUUCCCAUCCUGUACAGAAACCACGGAGCGGACGCUUCAUCUGCUGCGGCAAUAAUGACCCUACGCACCUCGGACCAAAGUGCAGCGUACGGACUGCAGGACUGGGCCCUCUCUCUCCAGGGCCCCACGGACAUUUCCCCAGAGUGACUCUCUAGCACUGCAGCACAUAUAAUGUGAUGGUUUCCGUUAGUGAGCUUAUGGGAUAAGCAGUCACGUCUGUUCUACUUCCUAUAUCCCGUGUCAUGCAUGGAUCAGUGACACUGCCAUCUAGUGGUGAGCUAUAGGUAGACGCGUACGCGUUCAGGAAAGCUGGCGGGGAUCAUUUAUGGAGUGCACUUCAUGCGCACUGCGGUACUGCUUGGUUACCCUCCGGUACGCUGGUUUGUCCACACAGCGCACAUGAAGGUGCGCGGCUGCCCCUCCUACCACUUUAUAGCCACACCUUUCAUUUAAUUAAACGGUUUUAUUUCUCUCCUUAAUGAGGGGACACUGGGAUGUUUGUGUCCGCAAAGCUUUUUAUUACAUUCCUCACUUUAACAAAUAUGGCUUCAUGUCCUAUUAAAAGUAUAAACUGCCGUCUCUGAGCUAGUAGAAAUGUCAGGGCCUUUCAUGGAGCCAGAGCGGCUGUUUGCCCCCUGCUCAUAAUGAACGUGGGCUUUUCAUCCCUUUAUCUCUUUACUAUAGCCUCGCUACGCAAGCUGCAACCUUGUCCUUGCACUGCUCUGCAAAACUAGGCGCAUCAUUACUGCUGCUCUGCCAAAGCUGGUUUUACAUUGCGCAUUGAUUUGCACUUCAUAAAUGGCCUCUGGUAUUUCCAUUGAUCCGGUAACAGCGUUUCCCACGAGUUGCCUGGCUCCUCCCAUGAGUUGUGAGGCUCCUCCCAUGAUUUGCUGUUGUGAGGCUUCUCCCACGAGUUGUGAGGCUCCUCCCGUGAGUUGUGAGGCUCCUCCCGUGAGUUGCCUGGCUCCGCCCAGUCUCCACAUGGGAUCACUGUGGGAGCCUGUACAAGAGGUCAGCAUGGAAGAGGAUAUUUAUCUGUUACAUAGUGUUUCGGUCAUGUUGCAACACAGGAAGAUUGAAGGUAUGUGACCUCUGACGUGGUCUAAGUGCACCUUUUGUUUUACUUGUUUCCAGCAUUACAUAAAACCUGCAACAUUAUAAUAGCAAAGUGCAUAUGUGACAUUACAUAAGCAACAUGUGUGCGAUACAACUGCAGAGUAUAUUUAUUCCGUAUCUGUCACUACAUGGGACUCUGAUUAUAAUGCUGCCGUGUUUUAUUGCUGUGAUGCUGUUUAAUUUAAUGUGUUCUUAUUUAUUUAUUUAUUUCUAGUCGUCCUCCUGAGCUGUAUAGGGAAUAACCUGAUAGAUUGGAGGAAGUAACGGGACACGCUUCUAACCUAUGCUUCGUAGUAGGGGUGCUCACCUUUGUUGGACUGCAGGUCAGGUCAGCAGGGUGUGCUGGAACUUGUAGUUCAACAACAGCUGGUGAACCAGAUGUGCCCUAAGCUUGAUCUGUAGUUUGGGCUUGUAUGAUAAUUGUACUGUAUGAUCAUUUUUGGGUGUUGAUUAAAAGAUUGACCGUUAACAGUGACUAGGUCGACGGUGAAUGGUUGACACAUGAUUAAGUCCACGGGGUUAAUAGGUUGACGGCGAAAAGGUUAACAUGACAAUGGGCGACACAUAUUUUAUUUUAGCCCAAAUAUAACCCUAAUACCCCCCCUCCCCCGGGUGUCUAACCCUAUCCGUCACCCCCCUUGGUGCCUAACCCUAACUGGUCCCCCAAGAGCCCAAUCCUAACCCUAAAAAUGGUGAAAAAACCCACAAAGUGUUGACCUUAUGACCCCGAUGACCUAUUGACUGUCGGCUGUUUGGUGUCUGCCAGUCUCCGUCUAAUGACUGCCAGCCUUCCAUCCGGAUACCGGAAUUUUUCUGAUGCGCUGGUUGUAAUCUGCACCGUGUCUGGAACGGGUUGACAUGUUUUGCGAAGAGAGGAAGAUAAUGUUGUUUACGUGACCCUGAGAGGUGACAACAUGAUCACAUGAUCUCCCCCUGCAGACACACCUCGUGCCACGGGUGGGCAGCAUUCAUCAUCCCAGUGACUGUCACUGUUAUAUCCCAGAUACACAUGUAUGGUACGGUCACAUGAUUGCUCUGAGGGCCUGUGCACAUGUAUAUAUUACAUGUAUGUGUUGUUAUUCAUGCACAUUUCUAGAACAGAUAGACGUGCCCACGUUAUUGAGGCCAAGUAACAUUGCUGCUCUGCUGCGUUGGUAUGGGGGUGACCGUCUUUCCUCUACUCCCCUCACCCAGAUUUGGGCGUCACGCAGCGUCUGACGUUUGUUACCGUUCCACCCAGUUGCAUAUUUCUAACACCGCUUCUCUUCCAAUAGUAUUAGAGCAUCCGAUGUACUGUAUAUAUAAUAUCCAAAUACUAGUCGUCACUAUGAAAAAUACGUGUUACAGGGUUCCUGCACAGACUGGCAGUGUCUGAUGCGGUCUCCGCGCCUCUAUUACAUGGAGUGUGACGCGGUGAUGCCAGCUGUGGCGCUCUCUGGUCUUUGUGCAUAGGUGCGCCGGGAUUUCUCACCUUGUAACUCAUAAUGUCCAGUCGGAUUAUUUCAUUCUGUUCCAUUGUUCUAAUUAUUUAUUUCCGCCUGCCCACCGCUGUACAGAUUGUUGGUCAUUUUAAAUAAACUGUAUCUUGUGUGACAUGA
Messenger RNA from Pseudophryne corroboree (corroboree frog), 6281 nucleotides. It is a transcript of the gene ARHGAP39, whose product is annotated as Rho GTPase activating protein 39. The coding region runs from base 362 to 3490 and encodes 1042 amino acids. Gene Ontology annotation, biological process: signal transduction. The record is from RefSeq and is a predicted model, not a curated record. NCBI's taxonomy places the organism in Eukaryota, Metazoa, Chordata, Amphibia, Anura, Myobatrachidae. Gene Ontology annotation, cellular component: cytoskeleton; cytoplasm. Gene Ontology annotation, molecular function: protein binding; GTPase activator activity. The transcript is spliced from 9 exons.